Molecule: messenger RNA, 6115 nt
Organism: Aedes aegypti (yellow fever mosquito)
Lineage: Eukaryota; Metazoa; Arthropoda; Insecta; Diptera; Culicidae
Exons: 7
Coding region: 1137-4388 (1083 amino acids)
Source: RefSeq, a predicted model, not a curated record
CCUAGCUUCAGCCAGGAAACCAGUUUUCAGUUCAGCGCGGUUCGUUGCUCGGAACGGAGUAUCGACGGAUUGCGUGUGAGUGAAGUGCGAUCGUUGUGAAUCAUAAUUUUCGGGCAGUUCGGUUUCGUAAACGCUGCUAUACCUGGAUACGGGAGAUUCAAACUUUAUGGCCCCCCCCCCCUGUGAAUGGUCGAUAGUGGUUUAACGAUCGAUUGAUGGCGUUCUAGAAUUACGUUUUAGUUCGGUCGUAAAGUGCAAGAUUGGUUUUAUUGGGCCUAUGUAGCGUGAGAUCGUCGCCGUUGCGCUGUAUUUCGAAACUAUCGUCGCCGUCGUCGUAUUCUUUUUAGCAUUUUCAUUGCUUAAUUAUAUAGUUGUACACGGUGAAGACGUGAGGUGCUGCUGUUCUCCCAGCAUCUUUCGCGAGAACUUCCUGCCCUGGCCAUUGGCCGUCUCUCAGGAAUAGCAGCAACAGCAGCAAACGGAGGCGCAAAGCAGGAUCCAGUCCAGAUAGCUGCGAUAGUUUAUGACCUAUCAACUCGAAGGUGGAAUAGUGAACGACGACACAUCGUGAAGUGAGUGAGAAUAUUUCAAAGAAGAUUUUCUUGGUCGUCGUUGAUGAUCAUCACUGUGCGACGGUUAGUCUAAAAGUUUCAGAAGAUCUCCGUCGUCUGCGGUCGGGCUUCCUAGAAGAAAAAAAAAUAGUCAAUUAAGCCCCCAUUCGUGAAGUGAAGCAGGAAAAGCAAACGACGUGCGAAAAUUUUGGUAAUCAAGAGAAAAGCAGCAUCCAGCAGUCACCACCCGGUUGCGCACCCAAAGUGAGCGGAAUGUCGCACAGCGAAGGAGAAGAAAUUUAUCACUAAAAGUUCGAAAAAGGAAAUUGAAUACCUCGUCCCAAUAAGUGAACGACGGGAAUUUUGUGAUUUUUUUUUCCUUACCUGAUCCAGCACAAAGGCUUCCUACAAUGUAGUGAGGCGGAUGGUGUCCAGCAGUUCAAUACAGAGAAAGGAUCGAGCAGUUACACAGCUGAAGCGAUCCCACAAGUGGGACUCUACGGACGACGAUCGAAUCCGGCCGGCCAACCAACAGGACAAAACAAAUCCUUCCAUCCUGAUGAGUGAUCGAAGACCGCGGCAGCCAUGACGAUUCAGUCGAACCUGGACUCGCCCCAGCAGCACCACCGGGUCAUGAGUCGCUACCACCAGCACCAUGAUCCGGCCUACAACAUCACCAGUGCCGAAGCGGACGAAUACAACAGCGACAACAGCAUUGCCGUCCUGCAGCACCACCAUCGCUACAUGCCAUCUAGUUCCAGCUCAUGUGAUAACACCAAACAACACCCGAUGCAGGGCUCCAGCUUGCCGGGAUCCUGCGACGAGAAUACGCCUAGUGUGUUAGAUAUUAAUUUAGAUAGUAAGAAAAUUGCCCUAUCCAAUCCAAAUAACUCGAGACUGAACUCUCCGGCUCGGUUCGACAACGAGAGGAAAUACACCAACCACAUAGAGAUCUACAGCGACAACGGGAACAAGCUGGAGGAGGAAAUAUCGGAGGACGAUCGGGGGCCACCGUUGCCGCCGAGGCCUGCCCCACGGACGCGAACCCUGCAACGAGCGGAAAGUGCCCCCACAACGUCCGGAGUGCGGAAGUACGUCAUCUGGUGUCUGAUAUGUGGCGGCAUAUCGUGUCUCUUGGGAAUCCUGUUCCUGGGGAUCUAUUUCCUGCUGCGGUCCUAUACCAGUACUGUUGGGUACUUCGAAACGGUGCCAACGUUCGUUCCCGCUACUUUGCUAAUGGUCACCGGGAUCUGUAUCAUGAGUCUAGCAAGGCGUCGCAAUCGCUACAGUUAUUUGAUCAAACUUUCCGGUGCAUGCGGGUUGGCAUCGGCGCUCACCUGCGCCCUCGUCACAGUCACCACAACGGUUCUGCACAUGAGCCGCCUCCAGGUGCUGCGGGAAUGUGAAUACACGCAAAAGACACGAACCUGCACUUGCUAUUCGGUGACGGCCGAGAAGCAAGCCGAAGGCCUGGACGAUAACGUGCGCUUCGUGUUCGAUUCCACUUCGGAUUGUGGGGUCGUUCACGGGGCGUUGUACUCCUGCUUGAGGGCCGUCUUCGGUUUGUCUGUGGCAGGGGUCUUGGUAGCGGUUUUCAGCUGCAUGCUGGUGUAUCAGCUUUUGAGUCACGAACGAAAAAAAAUGUACUGGGAACAGCUGGAACUGAGAUGCCGUUCGCUGUAUUCGGGUCAGCAAGGGCCUUCGGUGUUGCCGUCGGGACCGAUGCUGGCAGCCGGAAGGAAUGGCAACUGCCGAUGCUGCGAACAGUGCCACGCACACCGUAACGUGAUGCCGUCUGCGUAUCCCUGGGAAGGUGAUCAACGGUUUUGGACGCCUGGUCAGGCGGGGAAUUUCUACUCACCUAAUCCUGGCGGAGAGGAGAACGCAGGUGGAAACAGGUUGAAUCAGAACGGCCGGAGGAUGCCAGGCUGGAGUUGGCCAAGGAUGCCUUGGCAACGAAACGAUUCUCAACGCAUGUCCCCUCACAGUCCUGAUUCUCAGUAUGGAUUCUCAAACAGGACUAAUGCCCCGGAACCGGUGCAAGUUGGUACGAAUCAACCCAGGUACAAUGUAAUAGAACAGCAGUAUGGAAUCUGGGGACCUCCCCCGCCCUAUAGUGAUCCAAAUAGUCCAGCCCGAAGGGGCCGUUAUCAAUACAUUCAUCCAGCGCAGUGUCAACCGAUGAUCGAAGCUAAUGCUCCUCCAACAAACAUAGCCAUUCUGGAAUGCCAUCAACAUCCAAUGACGUCCGAAAACCAUUCCAUCCAACAAUUUAACAAUGCCACCCAACAGAAUGCAUUCCGAAAUCCGGGGAAACGGCAAGCAUUCAAACCGGCCAAGGACAAUUACGAGAACACCCCAUCGGACAGCGACGGACCGAGAGAUCGAUUCUCCAAUACACUUCCCUUGAGGAAGACCAAGAAGCGGGUAGAGGCCGGUGCCAAAAGCAUCGGGCCCAAUCAGCCAGCCCCGAGGGUCAACGUUCAGAACGUGUUCAACUCUAACACUCCCAACACUGCGCAGAAUUCCGUAGAAACUUCAGAAAACGAGUAUAACGAACCUUCCCUGCCCAACAAUGAGGCCAGCUGUAGCGGUCAAAUGGCGCCGGUGCAUGCGAAAACCAGAAGAAUUAAAGCUGGUGUUGAGAAUACCGGGUUUCAGACGGUAGAAGCACUCGAAGCCGAUGCCAUGAACGGGAAGGUCAUGGAACCAACCGAAUCGGAAGUGUACUUUGCCGACGUAAGUAGCUGUUGCAACAUGUCCGUCAAGAACGACAACUACUACGAGGAUACCAACCAAAGACGUAGGAAUAUGAAGGAUAAGAACAAGAUUGUACAGGAACAGGAACAGUUCACCAAGGACCAAGCCGAUGACUACAUUGCUCAAAGAUUCGGUAAACGUGAACCGUCCGUCCGCAGUAGGUUACCCUUCCCGCAAAUCAUCCCGGAGACGUACGAGAAGCCAGCGGUGAUGCCUCGUCCGUCACUGAUGCACAAAGACAUCUCCCGCCAGAGUAUGUGUUCUGUUGAGUCGGGUGAAAAGACUGACUAUACCGAUCUGUCCCCUGCGACUCCAAGUACAAAUUUCCCCUCGGUAACAUAUCCCCAGCAGGACACCAGCAAUAACUUCAACGCUCUGUCGCAGCCCAGCAGUAGCUCUGGUGGUCCCACAACGUCCAAAGGCACUGUUGCGGACUUCGCCACGGAGCCCAACAGUUCCAAUUUCAUAGCGUCCUACCCUUACUCGUCGAACGAACAAAGCCAAGAAGCCCACCGGCGUUCGACGAAGAAUCUCCAGGACAUCUUCCUGGCACCCGACUCGCAGUACGAGGUAAUCAAGGAAUCCAGUAAGUACAAUGAAACCACUCCGCUAACUUUGUCCUACAUGACCCAGCAGGACAUGUCCGCCCAGUUCUCGUACCUGCCGAGCAAGAUGCCGACGCCGUCAUCCCGCGAACAUCUCAGCUUCCAGCAUCAACACCCAGCGGUCUCAUCCCAGCAAAUCCAGCAGCCCGGGCAACAUUUCAAACCGAAAUCGCCGAAAAACCUCAACAUCACCCCCAUCAAGAGGCAAAGCUUGGGGACCAACAUAAGCUCCAUCAUUCAGAAUCUCAGCAGUAGCGAGGCGGGCCUGCUCUAUCCGGAGGGUCGCAACAGCCACUGUCAAAGCUCGUCCGGUGGAGCUGCGGCAGGGACCAGCAGUAGCAGCAGUGGUGCCCCAACUGCCGGAUUGAUGCGGGACCUGGAGGCACCAAACCAACAGACCACCAACCGAGCGGACGACAGCAGCAACGACGAGAACGAUCUGUCCGAUCCGAGCGAUCGGCAUCGCUUGUGAGACGAAGUGUACGUGUGAGCAGCGAGUAGAUCAGCAGCACGGACGAGAUCGGGAGAUUGAGAACGGCCUCAGGGUAGGUAUUUUCUGAAAGAGAAUUGUGGUAGGUGAGGAAAUCUUAGCUGAAACCAAAUUGAUGCCAGUGUUCGUUAGUUAAGUCGAUGAUCUUAGUUGGAACGCAGAGGCAUUCGACCUUGAAGUUUAUGUCAGGGGUUCAACACGCUAAAAAUCUCCUACGAAAACGGUGAAUGAGACUUACAUCAUAAUGUUUUUGUUUCUUGCUUUUUUCAUCGUACAAACAUUUCUUUCAUUUUCACUGUAAAAAACUGCGUAUCCCCAAGUGUGUUAUUCAUACGGCUCUCUUAGAGCCGAAAAAGAUUUAAAGUUGUGAUAGAAUAUGUAGAGUCGUGAAGGACUUCGAUUUCAGGUUGGCGCUGUUACCUGCUCUGUGGCGAAGAUCUCCAGAUCUACCAGUGUUCUCCCGAAGGUCUAUGAAUAAGGUAUUUAACCAUGAAGGUUCAUACAACUUUGUUUUGUCAAUAUUUGUAUUUUUUUAGAGAAAUUAGUAGUUACGUUCAUAUGAUUGGAAGCAUGUCCUAAAUAGAGCAGACAGAUGACCAGUUUCUCUAGAUGAGUUUAAGUCCGAUACCAUGCUUAUCACCUGCUUAAUUGUUUUUUGAGUUGUUGAUUGUGUUUGAGCUGAUGAUUGGCAUUCUUGGCCUCCUCUAAAUUGUUGGCUGAUUGGUUUCCAUCGAUCGUAGUACUGAUGUAUUCAUUUCCUGCGUUGUCUUCAACCUCAACCUUUCAAUUAUCUCUUCGGUACCAAGAAUCACAACAGGCAAGAUUUGGUUUUAGCGAGGGUUAAUCAUUUCAGCAAAUACUGAAUCCUCCACGCCGAUGACUGAGAAUAACAUCGGUUUUACCGAAAGCAAGUAAGCAUCAGUAUUGUACAGAUUCCCUCCUCCAAAAGCAACCACCCGUUAUCGGUGUCCCCCCCUCAGACAAACAGUGUUCAUCUGUAACGCAAGGCGUAUGUAUCAUACAAAAAAAACACACAAACAUGAUAAUAAUUGUACGUUUAGUGAGCGAUAAGAGUAGACAAAAUUCUUUGCAUAUUACUUUUUAAAAUAACCGUUGUUGUAGCGUAUUUUUCUCUCAUUUUCAAGCGAGCUUCAAUUGAAAGUAUUUCCAUCCGGAUCCUUCCAGCUUAGCACGUUAGCUACGAGAUUACACUUGAACUUGUUAAUCGAUAAAGAUUCUUCGGUAAAAUUCAAUCGCUAGCGAGAAUUAGUUCAAUAAUUCUUUAACCAUUCCUAGACAAACCGUUGGGAAUUCAACAAUGCUAGCCAAACGAACGGCAUUCAAAACAAACAAUAAACGCAAAUUUCGUUACAAGUUCAUGGAGACUAAAUAGAUGAAUAAUAGGAUUUUAUAUAGUAGAAAUAAAAAAUAAAUAAUUUAAGGCAGAAUAAAUCUUAACGAAGAUUGAUCUCUCUCAUUUCAAUCGCCAGCUUUAAUUUGUCGUUUUAAAUCUAAUCGCUCCGCUAUCGCUAUUAAGGAUUUCAAGUGCGUGGUCAAAGGCUAAAUGAAUGAAGCUGAAAUUGUGCAGCUACUUUAUGGAAACCACACGCACGCAAGCUGUUCAGUUCGAAUUGGAUUGCGAUCGACUCGAUGAUAGUUUAAUGUUAGGCAAGAUUAUUGUGGCAACAACCUGUAUUGUGUUAACGAAA